Messenger RNA from Pseudocercospora fijiensis CIRAD86, 732 nucleotides. RefSeq lists its product as uncharacterized. The record is from RefSeq and is a predicted model, not a curated record. Lineage: Eukaryota; Fungi; Ascomycota; Dothideomycetes; Mycosphaerellales; Mycosphaerellaceae. The transcript has a single exon. The coding region runs from base 257 to 484 and encodes 75 amino acids.
GAGGACAGACGUAAGUUCGAUGACUUCUUAGCAGAUCGAGACUAAAAUCCAUGAACCUGAGGCUGAAAGACACCUGUUCGACUUUCGUUCAAUCGAGAUACCCAUCACCUGUGGCAACAUUCCCAAGCCCACGGACGCCGUAGGGACGUCCCGCCAUAACACUGUCACUCUUGCGCAUAGCCGUUUCGAUGAGGACGUCCUCUUCGGAUGUUUGGCUUAUCCAAACGCCGUCACAAGGACCCUAUACUCUUGCCUCAUGGGAAACUCUUCAUUCGCCGAGGCCUUGGACCGCAUUGACGCUCCAUCACAUAAUCUCAGGCAUCCUAAAGUUCGAGUGAAUACUUUCCGGAGCUCCUCCGACAAAGCGUUGCGUCUGCAGCGGAAGUGGUUUCAUUGGAGUGACGGGAAGUUGAAGGAGCAGAGAGACACUAUGAGAAAGCCGAAACUGGAUGUAUGGUUUCCUGAACGGGCCUGGUGGAGAUGAUGCUCAGUCGGAGCAGACAUGGCAAGGAGGCAAGGAAUUCUCCCUUUGGGCAAGCUGUGUGCCUGACAUAGCUGCCGCGGACCAGUCAACCAAAUGAUGGGCCUCGUUACUCAACUGGAACUUUCUUUCACCUUACGCUUCCGUAUGUCCACGAGCACAAUCACCAAACCCGACUCCCGCAUCUUCGCUCGACCUCCAGCUACAAGAAGUUCGAACGAGUUGCUUCCGUGCUCAAAGCCCAUGAGCUU